AUGACUACAUCCUUUAACAUCGAAUCGUAUUUUCUCACAGUUUAUGGAUGUCAAAACCAUUACAAAGUUCCAUCAGAGCCAAAGUCCAAGAUAGAUGGCCAUAAACAACGUGAUUGUUUCCAUAAUUCUAUUUCGAAAUUUCUCGAUUAUUGCAAUUCAAAUGGAGAGGUAUCAAUAAAAAUCACAGAUGUAUGCGAUAAAUUUGGAUUCCAAAGAAGACGCUUCUAUGACCUUGCUUCCAUUUUACAAGCUUUUGGAAUUCUCGAAAAGUCAAAUAUGGAUACUGUGAAAUGGGUUGGAAUGGAAAGAAUUAUCCCAACAUUGGAGAAUAUUAUCAUUGAACGCGGUCUCAAAUACUUCAACAAAUCCAAUGUUUCCGAUUUCUUCCCAUCUGAACAGAAACUAUUGAUGCAUUCAAUCGGUAUCAAUUUUGUACUACUUUUUAUAUCAUUAAGACGCCAACAGCUUAACAUGCAGGAGACUGCAUCAUUUUUUGCACGCGAUAAUGGCCGUUUUAAAUCAACAUUAUGCAAACUUUAUCAAGUUGUUUACCUCCUUGUUGAACUUGGAAUUGUUGAAAGAAGAAAAACUCCUUCCGAAGUUUUCCUUGCUGAUAAAUAUUUCAACUAUUUCUGCAAAAAACCAAUAAAACAGCCAUUUCCAAUUCCGAUUACGAUUAAGCAAGGAACUCAAUUACCAAUUUCAUGCCAGCUUCAACCUUCAGAUCCAAUUGAUUCGAUUUUUAAAAUCGAUACUUCAUUUGAUUUUGAUAUUGAUCAAGAGCUUGUUUUUAGUUCAUAG
This is a messenger RNA of Trichomonas vaginalis G3, 801 nucleotides long. RefSeq names its product winged helix DNA-binding domain family. Gene Ontology annotation, cellular component: transcription regulator complex. Gene Ontology annotation, biological process: regulation of DNA-templated transcription. Lineage: Eukaryota; Parabasalia; Trichomonadida; Trichomonadidae. The transcript has a single exon. The record is from RefSeq and is a predicted model, not a curated record. The coding region runs from base 1 to 801 and encodes 266 amino acids.